AGCAGGGAGUAGGGGUGAUCCAUGACCCUUGACCUCUAUCCCCCCCCCCCGCAUGGUGCUGGCCUGGGGUGCCCACUCCCAGGUGGGGGCAGGAUGGAGACUCUGGGCCUGCGCCCAACCCUGGCCUGGCUGCCUGCUCUGCGUCCGGCUGCACUGCCCACCCCCAGUCCAGGCUGUGACGGGGUAGGUGCCAGGGGCUUGGGGUCUCCACUGCCCCUUGCCCUGGGCUGGGGAGGGGCAACGGAGGCAGUGUCCCCUCUCCCUGCCCCAGCACCCGCUGCUUCCAUCACUCCAGUGAGUCACGGCCCCAAUUCUGCAAGUGUUGCUUCUAUGCCCUGGGCUCUGCGGGGCUGGUGCCCCAAGAUGGGCGUCGGGGGGCUCUGGCAGGACCUCGGGGCUGGAGAGGUCUCCUGUCCUGGAGCCAGAGCAUCGUGACCCCCCCCUCCUGUCCGGUGCCUGGCCAGGGUGGGGGUCACGGGCAGAAUCUCCUUGGGAUGUGGAGCCCUGUGUCUCGGGGGGGGGGGUGUUCAUCUAGGCAUUUCUUGGUCUAAACUUGGAGCAGCUUAAUUUGUUUCUGGUGACGAGGAGCCAGGUCUGUGCUCCCCUCCCUGGGCAGCUUGAGGGAGCGAAGCCAACACGGGCACAGCUGAACAUCACUGUGUCCUGGGUGAGCAGGGGGUGCCCAUGCCCUCAGGCACCCUGGCAACAUGGCAGGGGCAUGGUGAUGACUGGGGCUGUGCCUGCGGGCUCUGACUCUGCUCUCCGGGAAAGGGGCAGCUAGCCUGGCCUGCCCUGCCGGUGAGGAACCCUCCCCCAGCCCCAUGCUCUCGCUCUCAGGCUCCCUUCAGUGCCCCCUUCUGCUUCCAGGAGCCCCGCGGCCCUGCUCAGCGGUGCUGGCCAGCCUGGAGGCGGCCAAGGAGAUCAAUGAGCUGAGCCAGGUGCCGCUGCCCAUCAUGCUGCUGCCCGAUGACUUCAAGGCAAACUCUAAGAUCAAGGUGAACAACCACCUCUUCAACCGGGAGAACCUGCCCAGCCACUUCAAGUUCAAGGAGUACUGCCCCCAAGUCUUCCGCAACCUGCGCGAGCGCUUUGGCAUCGAUGACCAGGACUUCCAGGUGUCACUGACCCGCAGCCCCCCCCAGUACGAAGGUGAGGGCAGCGACCGGCGCUUCCUGCUCUCCUGGGACCGGACGCUGGUGGUUAAAGAGAUCUCGAGUGAGGAUGUGGCUGAUGUGCACAGCCUGCUCUCGCACUACCACCAGUACGUGGUGCAGUGCCACGGGAACACGCUGCUGCCACAGUUCCUGGGCAUGUUCCGCACAGGCGUGGACAGCGAGGAGCGCUACGUGCUGGCCAUGCGCAACAUGUUCAGCCACCGCCUGCCCGUGCAUCGGAAGUAUGACCUCAAGGGCUCCCUAGUGUCCCGAGAAGCCAGUGACAAAGAGAAGGGAAAGGACCUGCCCACGCUGAAGGACAUGGACUUCCUGAACAAAAAUGAGAGGGUCUACGUGGGCGAGGAGGCCAAGCGGGAGUUCCUGGAGAAGCUCAAGAGGGAUGUGGAGUUCUUGGUGCAGCUGAAGAUCAUGGACUACAGCCUGCUGCUGGGCAUCCACGAGGUGCCGCGGGCCGAGGAGGAGGAUGAGCCUGAGGAUGAGGACGGGGGAGACAAUGGCACUGCUGGCCUUUACGGCGCCUCCCCCGAGGGCCUCGGCAUUGCCGGCGACUUUGGCGCCCACCGCGCCCUGGGCCCCGGCGACUUCGACUCGCGUGUGGAUGUGUAUGCUGUCCGCAGCCAGGGCGGGCCCUGCUGUGAGGUGUACUUCAUGGGCCUCAUCGACAUCCUCACCCAGUACGAUGCCAAGAAGAAAGCGGCACACGCAGCCAAGACUGUCAAGCAUGGGGCCGGCGCUGAGAUCUCGACGGUGCACCCGGAGCAGUACGCCAAGCGCUUCCUGGACUUCAUCACCAACAUCUUUGCUUAGCCCCAUGGCCACUGGGUCACUCCCCUGCUCCUCUAGACCCCCCCCUCCCCCACACUCCCUGGUGUUUGCUGGGCAGACGCGGGGAGCCGGCCCCCCCUGCCCUGGCUGCAGCGGAUCCCAGUGUCCUGGUGUGGAUCAAGUGCCUUAUCUUUAUAACCCCUGGUUGGGGGGGGAGGGGGGGCGAGGGCUGCCCCCUACUCAGAGCUGCUGCUGCUGCUGUUGGUGGUGGAGGAGGAGGAGGUUGUGCUGCUAGUGAGAGGUGGGGAAUCCUGCCCCCCACCCCCCCAUUGACUCACUGACCCGCUGCUCCCUGGAUCUGGGGUCACAGCCUAGGCAAAGGCCCCCACCUGCCCACUUCAAUGGGCUGUGGGGCUGCUGGUAGAGGGGGUUCCCCCAGCACCUGUGGGCAGUGGGUCCUAAGGCCCUGCCACCCUGCAGUGGGGAGGGUCUGACAAACACUAAUACCUCCCCCCAGCCCCUGGGGCUGCCCCCAAGUCCUCACCUCCACGAAGCUGUCCCAGUGCCCCCCCAGGCUGUGUUGGGAGCAGGGGCUAUGCCCUGGGGGGGGCAUGCUCAGGGGAGGGGGGCUGUUGGGGGGGGGGGGCAGGGGGGCCACAUUCCUGUUCACUCUAUUGAUAGAAAUAAAUUAUUGACUAUGA
Messenger RNA from Alligator mississippiensis (American alligator), 2641 nucleotides. RefSeq names its product phosphatidylinositol-5-phosphate 4-kinase type 2 gamma (gene PIP4K2C). Gene Ontology annotation, molecular function: phosphatidylinositol kinase activity. NCBI's taxonomy places the organism in Eukaryota, Metazoa, Chordata, Crocodylia, Alligatoridae. The transcript is spliced from 10 exons. Gene Ontology annotation, biological process: phosphatidylinositol metabolic process. The coding region runs from base 822 to 1982 and encodes 386 amino acids. The record is from RefSeq and is a predicted model, not a curated record.